AUGUCGGAAUCCGGGGGAAGCGCUCAGGAGGCGGGCCGCCCGCGCCAGACGACCCCGUCAACUCGCCGCCCAGAAGCCGCGCCGCGUCCGGAUCCCUCGAGCGGCGAGCCGAAUCCGAAUCCUCUGCUGGCGCCCCCCAGCGCCGUCAAGGCCCCCUGUCUGGGAUCCGCACGGUCCAUGGACACCUUCUGGUUCCCGCAGCUGUCGCCGGGAGGCCACGACGACACGACGUCGCGCAGAGUCCGGCGCGGCUUCGACUCGGACAAGGAACUGGUCUUCCUGACGUGCUGCCGCCAGUACCCCAAGGCCGUGGGCUGGUCGCUGCUGCUGUUCCUGACCGUCGUCCUCGAGGCGUACGGCAAGUCGCUGCUGUUCGGGUUCGUCGCGUUCCCGGCCUUUCAACGCAAGUACGGGACCUUGAGGGCGGGAGCGCGUCCGGGCAGCGGAGACUACGAGAUCUCGUCGGCGUGGCAGAUUGGCCUGCAGAACGCAACCUACGCCUGCGAGCUGGUCGGGCUGCUGACCCACGGAUACAUCACGUACAUUGUUGGCUAUCGAAAGGUCAUGAUGGGAAGCCUGCUCUGGCUGUGCAUGUCCGUCUUCCCCGCCGUGUUCGCGAACAGCAUCACGACGCUGCUGGUCUCGCAGGCCUUGUGCGCUGAGCAACUGGCCCGUUGCUGGCCCUCUUCCUUCCGCGACCCUCGGCCUGACCGCGCUGCAGGUAUUCCCUGGGGCGUCAUCCAGACGCUGGCCGCGACGUACGCGGCCGAGGUCGUGCCCUCGGGCCUGCGGCCCUACGUCCUGAGCAACAUCAACAUCUGCUGGGUGGCAGGGCAGCUCCUGGGAACGGGCGUCCUGCGGGCCAUGCUGCACAAUACUUCGGAGUGGUCGUACCGGCUGCCGGUCAUCCUGCAAUGGGCCUGGGCCGUUCCGCUGCUCGUCGGCGUGUCCUUUGCGCCCGAGAGUCCCUGGUGGUUUGUCCGUCACGAGAGGCCCCGCGAUGCCCGCCGGUCCCUCGGCCGGCUCUGCAGCCGGCCCGGCGCGCACAUCGACGACAGCAUAGCUCUCAUGGAGCACAUCAACGGCGUCGAGAAGGAGCUCAACUACGGCGGCGCGACCUACUCGGACCUCUUCAAGGGCGUCAACUGCCGCAGAACCGAGAUCUCGUGCGUCGCCUGGAUCUGCCAGGCCCUUUCGGGCGGCGUCCUGACCGGCUACGCGGCCUACUUCUUCGAGCAGGCCGGCUUCAGCCCGUCCGACUCGUUCAGCCUCUCCACGGGCAUGUACGGCAUGGCCCUGGUCGGGGGCGCCAUCUCGUGGCUGCUCGUGUCCAAGAUUGGCCGCCGGAAGCUCUACGUCUUCGGGCUGGCCUCGACGGUCGUGCUCCUCUCCGCCGGCGGCAUCGUGUCGGCGGCCUCGGCCAGCUCGGCCGUGGGCGACUGGAACCUGGGCGGCCUCAUCAUCCUCAUGACCUUUGUCUACGACCUGACCAUCGGCCCUGUGUGCUACAUCGUCGUGGCCGAGGUGCCCUCGACGCGGCUGAGGGUCAAGACGGUCGCCCUGGCCAGGGUCGUGUACAACGCCGCCAUGAUGUUCAACGCCGCCGUCGUGCCCAACAUGCUCAACCCGGCCGUCUGGGGCAUCCAUGGCAAGUCGUGUUUUCUGUACGCCGGCACGGCCUUGUGCUGUCUCGUGUGGUGCCUUUUCCGUCUGCCCGAGACCAAGGGGCUGUCGUAUCUCGAGCUGGAUAUUUUGUUCGAGAAGAAGGCUCCCGCGCGCAAGUUUGCAGAGGUCCAGGAUAGACUUUCCAAGUCGGCGUAUCUCACCGUCUCGCGUGCCGAGCGACUGACGGACUCCUGGCACGGGUGGUUGGCGUAUUCGUAG
Molecule: messenger RNA, 1884 nt
Organism: Metarhizium album ARSEF 1941
Lineage: Eukaryota; Fungi; Ascomycota; Sordariomycetes; Hypocreales; Clavicipitaceae
Product: General substrate transporter
Exons: 3
Coding region: 1-1884 (627 amino acids)
Biological process (GO): carbohydrate transport; transmembrane transport
Cellular component (GO): membrane
Molecular function (GO): carbohydrate:proton symporter activity
Source: RefSeq, a predicted model, not a curated record